CUUUUUUCUUUCUUCCUUAUCCUAAAAAAAAAUGUCCUUACAUUCAAGAGAUUUUUUAAAAAAGUAUACUCUUUUGACAAUAGCAUUUAUCUGUUCAUUAUUUAUACCGUAUCUCCUGUACUCGAUUCGUGCAAAUCCUUUGUAUCAUGAAGCGAUAAAACCAUUUUCAUAUCCCCCCAUGGUGAAGUACAGCUUUAAAUGGCCUAAUAUUGCGUCUUUCAAAAACGAUAUUCCAUCGAAUGAAGAUUCACUUAAAUAUCGGGAAGAUAAGCUCAGAGAAAUUGACCAGAAGUUUUGUGGACAAGACAGAUGUAGAUUUUUGUUGCCUAUUGCCAUAACCGAGCAAGAAUCCAAAGCCCAGCUUCACUUUCGUCAACUUGCGUUCUUGGCCGGGAAGAUAGACAGGACAAUUGUUUUACCCAAUGUCUAUAACAGUCAUUUCGGCGCUUGUUUGCCACACUCUUUUGACUUUUACUUUGACGAAAGCUGGCUGAAAAAAAACGAGAAUCGCUUCAAUUAUAUCACUAUGGGCGAUUUUAAAUCCUGGUUACUAGCAAGGCACUAUGCCGGCGUGGUUCCGACUGGGCAAGAAAUUUAUUUGCAACGCUCACAACGAUCUAGAUUAUUAAAAAAUAUCAAAAAUUGUUUUCAAGAUUCCUUUGAUUUUUCUGGUCGGCCAAAAGUCAAUUAUCAAUUAAUAGAUCAUCAGAAAGCACCAAAAGAUAUGAAUAUGACAGAUAUUAUGAUGAGCUUGUUAGGUGAUGAAGCGAGAAAACACGAAUAUCUUAGUACUACUGAACUUGAAACAGAGUCACCUCCCGUUGACGUAAUUAAUUUAUUUUAUGAUAGAAGGUACCAAUUUAUGAAUAAUCGUAGGGUCGCCGAACCUAUCUCUUACAGUAAAAGAUGGGUUGAUAUAGCGGAUAAAAUAUCUGAACAGUUGAAACCUUAUAUUGCUAUCCAUUGGCGUAUGGAGAGGCUAGAGCCUCUGUCUAAUUUAUUACCUUGCGCGGUGAAUUUAGUAGACGAAAUCCGAAAAUUAGACCCUGAUGGAUCCGAAAGCAAGCAUCCCAACGUAUUUUUGUUGACAGAUUAUCCUCAUCUGUUGAAUUCAACAGGUGCUGUGCCUGAAUCGAACUCUUUUAUGCCAUCCCAAUUAAAAUCACAACACCACAAUGCAAUCACUUAUCUAUAUGAGCAUUUAAACGUCUCGCUUACAACAAUCGCGGACAAAAAGAUUCAUUAUGAUCAACUUCCUAAAGAAAACUGGCAUUUGAUUCCAAUCGACACAAAUGGAAACACUGAACCUACAGACCGUAGUAUACUUGGUAUUAUCGAUAAAUUGGUUGCAAUGAGAGCACAAUGGUUCUUCGCUGGUCGUCCUGGUGUUUGUGCAAAAUCGAGUAGCUUUACUGGUCGUAUUUCAUCCAGCCGGUUACAAGCUUUUAGACAUGGCGACGAUAAUAUUGUCGUUCCACUCAAGACAUUCAACCUUAACACAUAAGCCAUUUCUGUGUAAACAAACAACGCCCAUUUGUACCAUAUAAAAAAAAUUAAUGUAAAUAUUCAUUCCCUCCCCUUUUUAAAUAAAAAUAGCUUUUUCAGUGUCGGUCCGA
Mucor mucedo is the source of this 1616-nucleotide messenger RNA. RefSeq lists its product as uncharacterized. The transcript has 3 exons. Lineage: Eukaryota; Fungi; Mucoromycota; Mucoromycetes; Mucorales; Mucoraceae. The record is from RefSeq and is a predicted model, not a curated record. Bases 32 to 1504 code for a protein of 490 amino acids.